AAGACCAACGGCCCACACAUUUUCCCCUUUCUCUUUCCAUGCUUCCUUGAACACCCACCAUUUCCUCAUCUCGUAGAUCGUCCCCAUCAAGCUCAUUCUCCGACUCAGUCCUACCUGAGACAUGGGUUGUUUUCUUGCUUGUUUUGGUGGUUCUAACGGGAGAACAGGGCGAAAGAAAAAGCCCAAAGUCCUUCCGAGGAACACGAAUUAUGAACGCCAUGAGUCUCAGCUAGCAGCUUGCUCCUUGAACGUUCAAACUUGCUCUUUGAAGCCACCGAUCAUAGAACCGCAGCUACCAACUUGUGUUUUGAAGCCAAUCGCGACAGACUCUCAGAUACCAGUUUGUUCCUUGAAGGCUCCAACUAAUUCCUUUAAGUCGCCCACGUCAGAGAUCCAGGGAACUUCGAUUUUAGAGUCCAGGGAGAGAAUAGAGAAAACAGGAAAAACAGAGGCACUGAGCUCUAGACCCCAGAGGAAGGUCAAGUUUGAUCUCCAGGUAAAAACAUAUUCGGAGAUUCCUAAUGAAGAAGAGCCGAAAUUUCCAACAGAACAAGAAGAAAAAGAAGGAUCAGAAUAUGAAUCAAAAGAAAACAAAUGCGAAACUCUGACACCUCCCAAGGAUGACUGUACUACCUCCAGCGUUUCAUACCCAGUUUCUCACAGAUACCGCAAUUGCACACAUGAUGAAGAUGACGAUGCUGAUGAUGAUCCUACUGAUGAUGACUGUGAUGAUGAUGAAGAUGAAGCUGACGAUGCAGAUGUUGAAGAAGGGGAACUGUUUGAAUGGUAUUCUGCUUCUUCUGUCGAGUCAGAAACCAAAGGUGUUUCACUACCAUCAACCAAGAAUGAAGCUGUGAACCAGAGACCAACCAUGGCGAUCAGUCAUGCACGCGAUCGGAGUCUAUAUGUUCAUCCCGUGCUAAACCCCGUUGAAAAUGCAUCACAAUGGAAAGCUCUGAAGACCCGGGAAGCGAGGAAUAAACCAAUAUUAGGAAGGAAAGAAAACAUUCCAUGUGAACAAGAAGCAUUGAUCAGUUUCAGUUCUGAUACAAAGCAAGAAAUGCGGGUGGAUGCUAGUCUCUCAAACUGGUUAAGCCCUAUUAACACCAUUGCAGAGAAUUUCAAGGAUGAUAAUCUUUACUCAAGUAACAUUGGAAAAUCUAGAAUGGUUUUUGGGCCAUUAACAGAUGGAAAUAUCAACAGGAUGCCUCCUCAAGAAUCAGAAUACCGGUCUCCAGGGGGAAACCGUAGUAAAUCUUCGGCCUCAGAUGAAUUCUCAGAGAAAUUUAGCAGUGGGAUUAAAGGAAUACCAAAUACAACCAGUAAAUACAGAGAGGAUCAAAGAGUGACUUGGCAUUCAACCCCAUUCCAGGUGAGACUAGAAAGGGCUUUAGCUAAAGGUUAAUGUGAAGCAUAUUCCAGUCAUCCUUCUUGCGUACCAGCGUGAUUGUGUGUGCUGCUGUGUUGCUAAAGACUGUAUGUACUUUUGUGCAUUUUAUCGAAAAGAUUAAAAAUGUAGAGGAAUCUAAUGUUGUUUCAAGGUUCAGAAAGUUUAGUAGAGGUACAAAGAUGAGUUCUCUGGGUCUUUUGUGUAUGCAUGUGUUUUUUGUUUUAUGGAAAUAGAAGUUUGGUGCAA
Messenger RNA from Nymphaea colorata (pocket water lily), 1636 nucleotides. RefSeq lists its product as uncharacterized. The record is from RefSeq and is a predicted model, not a curated record. Lineage: Eukaryota; Viridiplantae; Streptophyta; Magnoliopsida; Nymphaeales; Nymphaeaceae. Bases 122 to 1405 code for a protein of 427 amino acids. The transcript has 4 exons. Gene Ontology annotation, biological process: male meiosis II.